Messenger RNA from Diospyros lotus (date-plum), 2601 nucleotides. RefSeq names its product PKS-NRPS hybrid synthetase cheA-like. The record is from RefSeq and is a predicted model, not a curated record. NCBI's taxonomy places the organism in Eukaryota, Viridiplantae, Streptophyta, Magnoliopsida, Ericales, Ebenaceae. The transcript is spliced from 4 exons. Gene Ontology annotation, biological process: regulation of DNA-templated transcription. Bases 1 to 2601 code for a protein of 866 amino acids.
AUGGAGAACUGGGACGAGUUUGAGGAAGAACAGGAUAGCUAUUUAGAAAAAGAAUAUGACGCACAGACACAACUAUUUGAUACUAGAGAAGCACUCAUUGGAUGGGCUAAGAAAAUUAGAAAACAAAAUGGAAUUGUGAUUGUGAUUAAGAGUUCAGAAUCUGGGGGUCCUGGAAAAAGACCUAGAGUUCGUCUUUCUUGUGAACGUAGUGGAAAGUAUAGACCAUCCAAGAAGAAAGAAGAAAUAAUAGGAGAAUUAAAAAGGAAAUCCACAGGUUCAAAAAAGUGUGAUUGUCCGUUUGAAUUACUUGGUAUGAAAUUUGAGCAGUGGGAGUUGAAAGUUAUAUGUGGAGUGCACAAUCAUCCACUAGCAGUUCAAUUGGAGGGUCAUUCAUAUGCAGGGAGACUUACAGAAAAAGAAAAAGGAAUUUUGAAAAUUAUGUCUGAGAAUCUGGUGAAACUUAGAAAUAUUUUGAUGAGUCUCAAGGCAGAUGAUGAGAAUAAUGUUAUUACUAUCAAAACUAUAUAUAAUGCGCGUCAAAGAUAUAAACUUAUUGAGAAAGGUGGUAGAUCACAGAUGCAACAGUUGAUGAAGAAAUUAAGAGAAUGUAAUUAUGUGGAGUGGCACAGAACUGAUGGAUCAAAUUGUAUUGCAGACUUAAUUUGGGCGCAUCCGAUGUCUAUAGAUUUAUUAAAAAUAUUUUCACAUGUCUUGAUAAUGGAUUGUACAUACAAAACUAACAGAUAUAGAUAUCCACUUCUUGAGAUUGUUGGUGUGACAUCCACUGAGUUAACUUUUCUUGUUGCAUUUGUAUUUAUGAACCAUGAAUAUGAGGAUAACUAUACAUGGGCUAUGGAGAGAUUAAAGAAUGUGAUGGGAUCUAAUGCAUGUCCUGGAGUAAUUGUGACUGAUAGAAAAUUAGCAUUGAUGAAUGCAAUAUAUAAAGUCUUUCCAAGUACCACAACCUUAUUAUGUAGAUGGCAUAUAUCUAAAAAUAUACUUGCUAAGUGUAAGAAAUUCUUUGAUAGAAAAGAGACAUGGGAGAAGUUCAUGUUACAAUGGAAUCUUCUUAUUUUUGCCUCUACUGAGAUUGAGUAUCAAAGUCUACUUUCUGACUUAAUGGUUGAGUAUCAUGCAUAUGAAGGAGCACUUGAUUAUGUGAGAAAUACAUGGCUGAAUGAUUACAAAGAAAAAUUUAUUGCAGCGUGGACAAAUAAAGUAUUACAUUUUGGCAAUGUUACUACUAACAGGGCUGAGAGCGCACAUGCGAAGCUGAAGAGAUAUCUGGGAUCAUCACAAGGUGACUUUGAAUCAUCAUGGAAAAUUAUAAAUUCUCUUAUUGAGUUACAACAUACUGAGAUAAAGGGGUCUUUUGAGAAGAGUUUAAUAUUGGUACAACACAAUUUCAGAUCAGAAAUUUUUAGAGAAUUGAGAGGUAUUAUAUCAAGAAAUGCAAUGAAUAUGGUAUUAAAGCAAACAGAGAUGACACAAAAAAUUGGAGUGGAUAAAAUUGCAUGUAGAUGUGUGAUAAGAAGCACACAUGGUUUACCUUGUGCACAUGAAAUUGCAGAAUUAAUGAUGGAGGGAAGACCAAUUCCUUUAUCAUUUGUGCACCCUUAUUGGACAAAAUUAGAUUUAGUGAAUACUGUUGAUGUGUCCUCAGUGUUAACAAUUGAUCCAGAGUUGGAAAGUCUUUAUAAUAUAUUUCAAUCAGAACCAGAAGGAGGUAAAAUCGUAUUAAAACAGAAGUUGAGAGAAUUAAUAGAUCCAGCUACUACUUCAUUGAUCCCACCAAGUGUGAAAGUUCGGACAAAAGGUAAGCCAUCAUUAAAAAAUAAAAUUCAAGUUGAUACAUCCACUCGACAUGAUCCAUCAUAUUUUGAAAUAGUACAGUCUAUUCAUGAUAGCAUAUCUCCAACAAUACAAAGCUCAGUUAAGACACUGAAUGAAGGUAAACUUUAUCGUACCAGUGUCAAACAGAGAUUGCUAGGCUAUGAUGCUUCAUUCCCAUCAAAAAUACGUCAUUUUAUACAUAAUAUUGUUAAUGUGGAGUCGGAUGGACAUUGUGGAUUUCGUGCUAUUGCUGCGUUACUUGGAAUGAGUGAACACAACUGGAGAGAUAUUCGUAUGAAUCUGAUUGGAGAGUUGCAUACCUUUCGUGAUAAAUAUAUAGAGUUAUAUGGAUCUGCUAUGCGUGUAGAUGAGUUAAUGCACGCACUUUCUUGCUUUGAGUGUGUUGUACCUCCUCAACAUUGGAUGACUUUACCUGACAUGGGUCAUUUGAUUGCUUCAAAAUAUAAUGUUGUGUUGGUUCAUUUAUCUCGAAUGCAGUGUCUUACUUACCUUCCAUUGAGAUCAGCUGCACCUUCAGUUAUACAAUAUAGAAUUAUUACUAUUGGAUUUGUGGAUGAUUGUCAUUUUGUACAGGUAUUUCUUAAAUCAGGUUCACCAAUUCCUCCUGUUGCACGCAAUUGGCAUAAAUAUCGAUAUGAUAUUGCACGUGAAUGGGAAACACCAUAUAUAACUCGAAUUCAAGUAUUUAUGUCUCUUAUUAACAAAAAUGUUAUUACAAAAGAUGUUUUUGAUUUAACUGAUGAAUGA